Messenger RNA from Hyposmocoma kahamanoa, 2473 nucleotides. Its product is annotated as digestive organ expansion factor homolog. Gene Ontology annotation, molecular function: rRNA binding; U3 snoRNA binding. Bases 157 to 2442 code for a protein of 761 amino acids. The record is from RefSeq and is a predicted model, not a curated record. Gene Ontology annotation, biological process: maturation of SSU-rRNA from tricistronic rRNA transcript (SSU-rRNA, 5.8S rRNA, LSU-rRNA). NCBI's taxonomy places the organism in Eukaryota, Metazoa, Arthropoda, Insecta, Lepidoptera, Cosmopterigidae. The transcript has 8 exons. Gene Ontology annotation, cellular component: nucleolus; small-subunit processome.
UUUUUGUGGAGCUAUAGUUUGUGUGUUAAAAUUGGAAAUAAAAUUACUAUUUAGUUACAUAGAUUAUUAUGAGAACGACAGUUAAUUUGAAACUAAACCAGGAGUUUUAUUACAAGUGACUAUAUCACUAGAAAGAACGAAAAAUAAUUCGGUAACAUGGGAAAUGGAAGAAAAUUUUUCGGUAAGAAGAAGAAAGGUGGUUUGAAACCGACAACCAAGAAGAAAAGGAAAUUGUUACGAGAAAAAGAGGCCACAGUUAAUAAAAAAUCAUUAUUCAAUAGAUAUAAGAAUAAACAGAAGGUGGAAGAAGAGUUAUUAAAGAAAAAACAAAUGGAAAGGCGGUUUCAACAACACCAAGUUGCGUAUUCCGAUAGUGAAGAGGAAGAGGAUGCCUUUGGUCAGUUGGUGUCGUGUUUAGGUAACGUUAAGAAAAGGACAGUAGCAGAUAGUGAUGAGAGUAUUAGUGAAUAUAGUAGUGAUAUUUCUGAAGUCUCAAAAAGCGAUCACGAAGUGGACAAUGAGUUGGAAGGCAAUGUUAAUGAUAAUAUGCUUCAAGAUGGUAAUGAUAAAGAUUCAAUAAGUAAAUCAGAUGGAAGAUAUAGUGAUGAAGAGGAAAUGGAAGAAAAUGCUGCAGUUGAAGAAGUUGAAAUAGAGAAAGAUCUUCCAAAUGAUCCAUUCACAAAACAUUUCCAACAUGAUUUGUCAGAAGAGUUACUUGUAUCUUUAUCAAAUACCCCACACACUGUAGAACAUGUGAUUAAAACCUGGCCUGUAUUUGGAAACAUAUCUGUGACAAUUCCAAAACCAAUUGAAACAGCAAAGAAAUUGAAACCCAAAGUUUCUAUACUUGAAAAGAAAACCUUUGCAGCAGUAGGUACUCCACCACAAUCAAUGCAGAAUAUAGAUUUCAACCAAUUGCAUAUAAAAUCUCAGAUACAAGGUAACAUUGUGUCAGCAAACAAGAAUAACUUGAUAAAAAAAGACUUAGAACUUACAGAGAUCUUCACACCUCUUCAGAAGGAUCUUUUUGCUAUAUUGAAUAACUAUCAAGAUCUGUAUUACCCUGAAAGAACAUUUACAAAUGCUGAUGAAAUUAGAUACAUAUAUUGCUUACAUGUUGUCAAUCAUUUAUUGAAGACAAGGACCAAAAUCAUACAUCACAAUGCUAAGUUGGCAAAGAAACCUGAUCUUUCUGAUGAUUUUAGAGAUCAAGGUUUAGUAAGGCCAAAGGUUUUAAUUAUGGUACCUUUCAAAAAUGCAGCAUACAGGAUAGUAAAUACAAUCAUCGACAUUUUGGUUCCAAAAGAAGCUGGUCAAGUAGUAAACAAGAACAGAUUUGAAGAUGACUUCACUGGAGGAGAGCUCAUGAUGCCUCGUAAAAAUCCUAAGCCAGAAGAUUAUGAACUAAUGUUCAGUGGAAAUACUGAUGAUACCUUUAGGUUGGGCAUGAGUGUUACAAAGAAAACUCUUAAGUUAUACACAGACUUCUACUCAUCGGACAUUAUAAUAACAUCACCGUUAGGCCUCCGUAUGAUCGUAGGCGCCGACGGUGAGGAAGACAGAGACUACGACUUUCUAGCUUCGAUUGAAGUACUCAUACUAGACCAGGCUGAUGUCUUUCUUAUGCAAAACUGGGAUCAUUUGCUGCACACUUUGGAACAUUUCCAUCUGCAGCCGAAAAAAACACAUGGUACUGAUUUCUCUAGAGUCAGAUCUUGGGCUGUUAAUGGCUGGUCUAAAUAUUAUAGACAAACCUUAGUAUUCUCAUCAUUGCUGUUGCCAGAAAUAAAAGCCAUAUUGAAUAAAAAAUGCCAGAACUAUGCUGGAAAAGUACUUGUAGAGAACCCAGUUGACAAUGGAAGCAUACAGCAAGUGUUAUUACAGAUCCCACAGAUAUUCCACAGGUUCACAGCGGUAAAUCCUCUAGCCUCAGUGGAUUCGCGUUUUGAAUAUUUCCUCAAGGAAGUCCUGCCGAAACAGCGCGACUCGCUCAUGAGCCACACGCUCAUCUACGUGCCCAGCUACUUCGACUACGUCCGCAUCAGAAACUAUUUCAAGAAGGAAGAUAUCGGAUUUGUUCAGAUUUGUGAAUAUUCUAAGGACUCAAAGAUAGCUCGAGCGCGAGACAUGUUCUUUCACACGGAGGCUCACUUUCUGCUGUACUCGGAGAGAGUGCACUUCUUCCGGCGGUUCAGGAUCAAAGGCAUUCGCCAUAUCAUUUUCUACCAACCGCCUACCUAUCCGCAUUUCUAUUCGGAAAUGUGUAACCUUAUGCAGGAAUCAAACCAAAAUAAAUACGGCGGCAGUGAGUUUAACAUGACGGUGACAGUCAUCUACAGCCAGUAUGAUCUGCAGCGCGUUGCGGCAUUAGUCGGCACACAGCGCGCCGCGCGGAUGGGCCGUUCGGACAAAGCUGUGCAUAUGUACAUGACUGGAGAUUAGUCUCUAUUGUUAAAUAUAUUUGUUGUAUAUA